Messenger RNA from Metarhizium robertsii ARSEF 23, 606 nucleotides. RefSeq lists its product as uncharacterized. The record is from RefSeq and is a predicted model, not a curated record. The transcript has a single exon. Bases 1 to 606 code for a protein of 201 amino acids. Lineage: Eukaryota; Fungi; Ascomycota; Sordariomycetes; Hypocreales; Clavicipitaceae.
AUGGCUUCCAUCAAGAGCUCCCUCUUACUUGCCUCCCUCGCAAGCCUUUCUCUGGCCACACCUGUCCGUGAGAAGCAAUCGCCGCGUGCACAACUACUGCCCUAUUACCUUGGCAAGCCGCACAAGUGGCCUAGUCUGCAAUGUGCAGCCACAGGCCAGUGGGGGCGCGUUCUUGACGAAAAGAUUUGCGGCACCUGGUACUUUUGCCACUAUACUGUCCUUGCGACUGCCAGGGACUACGAUCUUGGGCACGACCAGUCAUACCGGACAUUUGAUGCGUGUCUCAAGGAUCGUGAGCCCGCGCCAGAUGGUCAAGAAGGUUCUGAAAGGCUACAGGAAAGUCUGGUUCCUUAUAUGGAGCGGGCCGUCCAUUCCGAUGAUCCUUGUGUCGCGUAUAGUCUUGCCAGACCACAAAGCGCCAUGUUUUGGUGCAGCACCGACCAAUAUUGCAAGGAAAAUGUCGAGCAGGGUCGCAAGACUCUUGACGAGUGCCUGGCACUUUUCGAGAAGCGACCCGUAGGCCCUGAACAUCCCGAGGAUCCCAAGUCUGAUACGCAGCUCUUUCAAGGGGAGGACGAUUCGGAACCGAUGCCCGUCUGGACUUGA